UAUGUUAAGUGGCGCAAUGAUCCCACCCUGGGUGGUAUCGAGGGAUGCAUCGCUGCGGUUCAGGCUGCCGAUCCAAAUUUCGGUUUCAGUCCCACUAUCUAAGGGGGAAGAAGAUUGGAAAGUCCACACAGAAGCUGCAUAGGAUGGCUUGUGUUACCCUCUCCUGUCAAACCUGCUCUCUGUCUAAUGAGUAAUGACUGCAGAGCAAGAGCAUCAGUUAGUUCGCACCUGCCAGCUCUCUGUUGGAAGGCAUUCACAGCUCCCACACAGCUUUGGUUAUUUUUUAACAUUUACUUCAAGCUAUGAUUAGUUUUAAAUACAUUGGCAUACAUUAACUAUACAUACCGCUUCUGGUUUUGUCACCCAUACCUCUUUAGUCUUUUACACCUGCAUUCCUCCAGGUAUGAACGGGGACUUUGAACUCAUCACCCUGGGCUGACAUUAAGCAGCAAAGUGAUGGGUCACGUGAUCGGCACGGGCCUGGAGUUGGUCGGUAUGGCAUCGUCGGUUGAGCAAAAUGAGCGGUUGGCCAGUGCGGUGAGGCGGACUGUGGAGCUGGCCAAGACCCAGGAGAUCACACCCCGAGAGAGCCAGCAUGUCCGAGCCAUGGAGCUGUUCUCCAGAGGAGCUCUGUCCAAAGCCUGUGAUGUGUGGGAGGAGAUUCUUGUGGAGCACCCUACUGACCUGCUGGCCCUCAAGUUUGCCCAUGAUGGCUUCUUCUACCUGGGCUACCAGACUCAGAUGAGAGACUCGGUGGCCAGAGUGAUGCCCUACUACAAGCCACACACGCCCCUGUCCAGUUAUCUGAAAGGCCUCUACUCUUUUGGCCUUCUCGAGACUCACUUCUACGACCAGGCUGAAAAAGUGGCAAAAGAAGGGCUGGCCUUGGCGCCCGACGAUGCCUGGUGUGUGCACUCCGUGGCACACGUCCAUGAGAUGAAGGCCGAGGUGGACAAGGGGCUCAAGUUCAUGCAGUCCACCGAGAAGGACUGGGAGGGAUGUGACAUGCUUGCCUGCCAUAAUUACUGGCACUGGGCGCUCUAUUUCAUUGAAAAGGGGGACUACGAAGCAGCCCUGCAGAUCUACGACUGCCAGGUCUCCCGUCGCUGUGUGACCUCAGGUGCCAUGUUGGACACAGUGGAUGCCUGCUCUAUCCUCUACAGGCUGGAGAUGGAGGGUGUAAGUGUUAAAGAUCGCUGGCGUGAGAAGCUGCAGGUGAUUGAGCCUCACUGUGAGGAUCACACGCUCCUCUUUAAUGACCUGCACUUCCUCAUGGUGUCACUUGGGGGCGCUUCCACUGACUGCACCCACCGUCUGCUGGAGAGCCUGAGGGAACGAGCACGAGACCCAGAGGAGAACCACCAGUACCAGCUGGCGGAGAGUCUGGGGCUGCCCAUGUGCCAGGCGCUGGUGGAGUACGACCAGGGCAACUAUGGCCGCGUGGUGGAGCUCCUGCAGCCACUGCGCUACCGCUUCAGUGACAUAGGGGGCAGCGAUGCACAGAGAGAUGUAUUCAACCAGCUGCUCAUUCACGGUGCCAUCAAAUCCGAGGACAAACUCCAUCAGAAGUAUGCCCGGUCUCUGCUGGUGGAGCGGAAUGCUUUACGGCCCGGUUCCCCCAUGACUGACCGAAUGAUGCAGAAGUUUGCCGCCCUGCAUGUGUAACUUGUGAAGCCCUGGUCUUCAUAGCGGGUCUUUUACCCAAGCACUUACUCGAACUCUUGCCAUGCUCCUUCAAAUAGCCUGUCUAAUGUCCAGUAUAUCUUACUAACAAGGGUUUGGGUCCAAAACCUCCAUACAUUCAAGUACAUGUUCAACUUGCAGUAGUGGUUUAGCCCACAAUAAUGGAUCUGCCCAUCUAAUCUGACUUAAGAUAGUAUUAAUUCUACUUAACCUAGCAGGUUGCAAAGUUAAAUUACAGUAAAAUGGAUGAAAUGUCAAGUGUAUUUGAGAGGAAUGAUCUUAUAAUGUGAAGAGGAAACGAAUGUAUGUAGAUCUGACAACCUGCACAUUCAACUACAGCCAAAUGAAGCUAAUCAUAUAACUUUGUGACAUUGAGCCACCUAUCUCAUAUUUUGGGCGUUUAACUGGAAUGUGAACUUUUUGAAUACUCUAAUGACUUUGGUCAUAGUUAUAACCUUAAUAGCACAGCUAAUCUAAGAAGCAGCUUCAUCAAAAUCUCAUCUGAAAGACUAACACCAUUUUCUUCAGAAAUGUCAUUAGUGUGAAUUAUGGUGCACUUGUAGGAGGGCGAUAAUUAAAUGGCAAUAUAGCAUAAGUCACACAUUGCAUAGACUCCAUCUAAGAAGUGAUUGAAGUACAGAGAGACUUUUUCUUUUUGAAAGUUGAACAUAUUUAAUUACCAAGUGAACAUCACUGACAAAUAAAAACUGUGGAAAAAAAUGUU
Messenger RNA from Clupea harengus (Atlantic herring), 2407 nucleotides. It is a transcript of the gene ttc38, whose product is annotated as tetratricopeptide repeat domain 38. The record is from RefSeq and is a predicted model, not a curated record. Gene Ontology annotation, molecular function: protein binding. NCBI's taxonomy places the organism in Eukaryota, Metazoa, Chordata, Actinopteri, Clupeiformes, Clupeidae.